Molecule: messenger RNA, 1989 nt
Organism: Propithecus coquereli (Coquerel's sifaka)
Lineage: Eukaryota; Metazoa; Chordata; Mammalia; Primates; Indriidae
Gene: NECAP2
Product: NECAP endocytosis associated 2
Exons: 8
Coding region: 37-840 (267 amino acids)
Biological process (GO): endocytosis
Cellular component (GO): membrane; clathrin vesicle coat
Source: RefSeq, a predicted model, not a curated record
AAGGAGCCGGAACUCUGCUGGGCUCCAGGCAUCGAGAUGGAGGAGGGCGAGUACGAGUCGAUUCUCUGCGUCAAACCAGAGGUUCACGUCUAUCGCAUCCCGCCGCGGGCCACCAAUCGUGGCUACAGGGCCGCAGAGUGGCAGCUGGACCAGCCGUCAUGGAGUGGUCGGCUAAGGAUCACUGCAAAGGGGCAGGUGGCCUACAUCAAGCUGGAGGACAGGACCUCAGGGGAGCUCUUUGCUCAGGCACCGGUGGAUCAGUUUCCUGGCAUAGCUGUGGAGAGCGUGACGGAUUCCAGCAGGUACUUCGUUAUCCGCAUCGAAGAUGGAAAUGGGCGACGGGCGUUUAUUGGAAUUGGCUUCGGGGACCGAGGCGAUGCCUUUGACUUCAACGUUGCAUUGCAGGACCAUUUCAAGUGGGUGAAACAGCAGUGUGAAUUUGCAAAGCAAGCCCAGAACCCAGACCAAGGCCCCAAAUUGGACCUGGGCUUCAAGGAGGGCCAGACCAUCAAGCUCAACAUCGCAAACAUGAAGAAGAAGGAAGGAGCAGCUGGGACUUCCCGAGCCCGGCCUGCCAGCACAGGAGGGCUGAGCCUGCUUCCCCCACCCCCAGGGGGCAAAACCUCCACUCUGAUCCCUCCCCCUGGGGACCAGUUGUCUUUUGGGGGAUCCCUCACCCAGCCAGCAGUUGCUCCUGGUUCAGUAGGAGGUGCCACCGUAUCCUGGCCCCAGCCCAAGCCUGCCACUACUGCCACCGCAGACGUCUGGGGAGACUUUGCCAAAUCCACAGGGUCAACUUCCAGCCACACUCAGCCAGGCACGGGCUGGGUCCAGUUCUGACCUGAGCACAGUUCUCUUUUUGCUCAUAUGACUUCUGGGAAGGAGCUGCCUCACCUGGGUCAAAGGAAGGAGGAUGAAGCACUCCCUGCCGGCCUCUGUGUGGAGCACCCUCUCCUCUCCUCCUCGCCCGGCUCUCUUGGCAAACUCCAUGUUAGGCACGCUGUUUCCUGGGAUUGAAGCAUGCGACCAGAACACAGGAGAGAAGCUCCAGGAGGCCUAUCCCCGUCUGUCCUCUUGACAUGAGAGAGACUCUGAGACUAGACAUCUUCCAUCACAAUGACCCAUAUUAAACACAAGCCCCCAAAGCAAAAGAAUGGGUCGAGUUUGCUGCCUGGAUUCAGAUCGGCCCUUCUCAGGGUUUACAGGUGUGAUCAUGUUCGGCAAGGGGGGUUCUGCACCCGCAUUGGCCGUAGCCUCUUCGGUCAGUCUGCCUUCCAGAGGAGGGCUUCCUUCCCGAUUUCCAGCAGGUCUAUAGGCUACAGCUUGAACAGACAAUCGGGAGGGAAAUUGAAAGGAUUGAGCAGCUUUUUUAAACGUUUAAAUAUUUUGCUUUACUAACGUGCUGAUCUGCACUAACUUGUCUUUGCAAAAGGAACAGCUCCUGCAGUGCGCUGCUGUGGGGUCUCCGAAGGCCUUCCUCACUGUCAGCCAGCUGCCCUGGCCUUCAGGCAGCCGUGUUCAUCCCUGCCCAGUUGCCUGGAUUUCCAACGCAGGGCCGAGGCAGGCGCUGGAAGCCACAUGGAAGUGUUUGGGCAGGAAGGUGGAAGCCGUUGUCAUGGAGGUGGGGUCAGCCUUCCUGUCUGCUGGCGGCUCUCUGGGCUUAUAGGUUCACAGUGCUGCUCCUGGCGGACUUGGGUUUUCUCUUUGGUAGUUUCUGAAGUGUUAAUACUCUAUCUGCAGAGAGCCUCUUACUUUCUUUUCUCCUUCAGGGACUGUGAAUGACAGAAGGAGCUCAGUGAACUAGAAGUCCAGGGUUGCCUGGAUUACUGGUUUAUAAGCAAUUAUUUCAUCUGAGCACACCUCUGAAAUUGCUUUUAUUGACUUACCUCUGAAUUGAAAGAUUUCUUUUUUGAAGGGUCAAGACCAUGAACUGAAAAAAGUGUUGGCCUUUUUGUGGGACCAGAUUUUUAAGAUAAACAAAUAAAUACU